Schistocerca gregaria is the source of this 4883-nucleotide messenger RNA. It is a transcript of the gene SCaMC, whose product is annotated as calcium-binding mitochondrial carrier protein SCaMC-2. Bases 346 to 1800 code for a protein of 484 amino acids. Lineage: Eukaryota; Metazoa; Arthropoda; Insecta; Orthoptera; Acrididae. Gene Ontology annotation, molecular function: ATP transmembrane transporter activity; calcium ion binding. Gene Ontology annotation, biological process: transmembrane transport. The transcript has 9 exons. The record is from RefSeq and is a predicted model, not a curated record. Gene Ontology annotation, cellular component: mitochondrial inner membrane.
UGUUAAGUUAUUCCAGUUGCGUAGCUGUAUAGAUUGAAUUUAGUUACCUAAGAGAAAAAAAUGCUUAUAUUCUCUAAAGAUUUAGAGGCACAUGUAUACGUUUACUUGUGAUUACAUUUCGCUUUAAUUUGUGACAAGGGAUUGCACUGCAUACAUGUGUAAUCCGUGGGAGAGCGAAACGCUGACCUACAUAAACGAUCCGCAGAAGUCGCUUGUCAAAGGUCUGACGUCGGCAUGUCGUUAUCUUAGGCUUCGCAGACGCAUUGCAGAGACUAGGGAGCGAUGUUUUGAAUGUAUGUCGAGUGUAGCAGUUCGUCUCGUUAAAACUGACUGGAGACGUGAAAUAUGGUGAAUCAUUCAAUUGCGGAUAACCCUAUUAUGGGUCAUCCGCCUCAUUAUCUACACGAAUUACCUGUAGAAGAUGAGGAGAGGUUGGAGAACUUAUUUAAAACGUUGGACACUGACGGAAAUGGAAAAAUUGACAUUCACGAUCUCUCAGCAGCUCUGAAGGAAUUCGGUGUCCACCAGAAAUAUGCCCAGAAAUUUUUGGAACAUUCUGACCAAAACAAAAGUGGAGAUAUCAGCUUAGCUGAGUUCAUCCACUAUGUAAGGGAACAUGAGAAGAAUCUGAGAUUACAAUUCUCAAGCCUGGAUAAAAAUAAAGAUGGUCGAAUUGAUGUUGAAGAACUGAUCAAAGCAUUUAAAGAAUUGGGUGUCGAGAUAGAGGCAAAAGAAGCCACCAAAUUAUUACAAAGGAUGGACCAGGAUGGAAGCCUCAACAUUAGCUUUGAUGAAUGGAGGGAUUUUCUUUUGUAUGCUCCAAGCACUGACAUCUUUGAGCUCAUCAAGUAUUGGAGACAUGCUACGUAUCUCGAUAUUGGAGAGGAUAUGAGCGUACCAGAUGACUUCUCGCAGAAGGAGAUGAACACAGGGAUGUGGUGGCGCCAUCUUGUAGCUGGAGGAAUGGCAGGAGCAGUUUCACGGACAUGUACUGCCCCUCUUGAUAGACUGAAAGUUUACCUCCAGGUCCACGGAUCAAAACAAACAAGCAUGAGGUCAUGCUUAAACCAUCUCUUUAAGGAAGGAGGUUUUUGGAGCUUUUGGAGAGGCAAUGGGAUAAAUGUUGUUAAGAUUGCUCCAGAAUCUGCUAUUAAGUUCAUGGCUUAUGAACAGUGUAAAAGAUUAAUCCGAGGAAAUAAUACUCGUGAACUUUCGAUCUAUGAAAGAUUUGUAGCUGGAUCUCUUGCAGGUGGCAUAAGCCAGACUGCAAUAUACCCACUAGAGGUGCUGAAAACAAGAUUAGCUUUACGUAAAACUGGCCAAUAUAAAGGAAUAGCAGACGCGGCCAAAAAGAUCUACAAGAAAGAAGGACUAAGGAGCUUCUACAGAGGCUAUGUUCCUAACUUACUAGGAAUUAUUCCAUAUGCAGGAAUCGACCUUGCUGUGUAUGAGACACUCAAGAACACAUACCUUCGCAAGCACAAUGACGGGUCAACGCCAAGUGUCCUACUACUUCUAACUUGUGGGACUAUAUCAAGUACGUGUGGGCAGGUUUGCAGUUAUCCACUAGCACUUGUUAGGACAAGGUUACAAGCACAAGUUAUAACCACUGGCAAUGGGUCUGCUCAUGCCCACAAUGGAACUAUGUCAAGAGUAAUCCGGACAAUAAUCCAAGAUGAAGGCUUCCUAGGACUGUACCGUGGAAUAACACCCAACUUUUUGAAAGUGGCGCCUGCCGUCAGUAUUAGCUAUGUUGUUUAUGAAAGAGUUCGUCAGGCACUAGGAGUGAACAUGACGUGAUGCCAUCUUGCUUUAGGAAUUGUUUAUUUAAAAUUUACAAGAGUCCUAAAGACCACAUGGUCAUGACUGUUGAUAGAUCCGUCAUAAUUUAUUUGUGGUUGUAACUGAAAAACUACAGUUACAGUUAAUCUGUGAUUCUGAGUAUUUCUCAAAUUUUGUGAAAGUGAUAGUUCUUUUUUAAUAAUGUUUACAAGACAUUUGUCAUUAUUUGUAUAUGAUGUAUGAGUUCUGUGUAUGUGUAAUUUUCUUGUGUCCGGAUAAAUACCUUUCUUAAAAAGUCUUUGCCAAAAAAGGUGUUUUCCUUAGCAAAUAUUUUGGUUUGUGUGUGUGUGUGUGUGUGUGUGUGUGUGUGUGUGUGUGUGUGUGUGUGUGUGUGUGGGCGUGUGUGUAAGACAUACAAUUCUGUAACAGAAAUGUUGUUUAAUGAUUAAUCAGUAUUGAGUUUUCUGGGAAUUAACUUAAAAUUUGAGAAGCUCAUUCAUCUUUAGCGAAUCCAGUACAAUUGCCAGACUAAUAUUACUCUUAAAAUUGCAUUUUCUUCAUAAAUGAUUCAAGAGACUAACUACAUCUUGAUUGAAACUCUAAAGAAUGGUCUAGACCCAGACUAUACUUUCUAGAGCUAUUACUUACUGAUGGUUGAGGUAUGUGUCAGUUAAUUGACACACUAUACUCUGAAUCUCAUCAUGUUACUUUGUCUUGUGCAUGUUCUGUUAAAUUAUAUACAUUCCGUUUGUCUGUGCCUGUCAGGAUUUAUUUUACUGUAUUACUGCUGCUGUGUCAGUAAAUUGUUUUCAGCAGUACUCUUUUUUUUUUCUUCACUAAGUCUUAGUAAAUUGCUGUAUCAGUAUUUACAACACAAGAAAAUUGUUGGGUUAAAAAAUAUGCAGAAGCAUUUUGGUUUGUGUCAUUGCUGCUCCAUGUGAAAGAGCAACAAAAUAUUGCAAAUAGAAAAUGGAUAAUUUUAUAUUGGAACCCUGCUAUGCAUUAUUUUUGUGAAAUUUUUGGCGUAUUCGUGCAUGCGAGAGAAAAGAACACAUUGGAUGACAUUCAUCAAAUAAUGCAAUUAUGAAGCAAAAAAUGUGUUACUUGUUACAGACAUUAUUUAAAAUUGUUGAAUGAAAGACUUAAAAACGACACAGCAUUGGCAUAAAUAAAAUUCCCAUACUGUACUGUAGAAAUUAUAACUAUUAAUGGACCAGAAGUGACAAAGAAGUGGUUGACGAGCAAUCUCAGGCUUUUAGAAACAAAAUAUUAUCAAACGUGAGAGAAGAGAGCAAAUGGUGGCAGAGGUGCAAGUGAUACCUUUUUUUCAAAAUAGAAAAAAGAUAGGAACAAAUUUUGGGUCAGGGGCUAAUUGCAGAAUUCAAAAUAUUAAAUGGUUUGUUAAAGAAUGACUGCUUAGAAAAUGAGAGCGUCAUUGUAGGGAAACUAGGAAAUAGAAAUCAAAUGAAGAAAUGUUUGUGUAGGAAGAACCAAGCAAAAAAUUAAAACAAUAAACUACUUUGGAAAAAUAAGGUUAAAAACCCAAGUAAAAAAUUGAAGAGGGACAAUGAAAAAAGAGUAGGUUGGAGAUAAAAGGAAUAAGCCAAUGGUAAUUGUGUUGAGGGGUAUAAGCAUUAUGAAAAUAUCUGGAAGUGUAGAGAAGGAACAAGAGACCCAACAGGAAUAAAUUACCAUGGGAUCCGUUGAGAUAAUCAGCAAGUGCCAAGUUUGCUUUGGAGUAAUCAAAUAAAUCUACUGAAAAUUUUAUUGCAUUUGGCAUGACUUGCUGAAUAAAUUAGGGAGAGGUUCCUGCUUUUAAUGUCACAAAGCACAGUUUGCAACUGGCUGCUGUUUUUUCACAGUAUACAGUAUUGAUUUGCACUCACUAUUUAAAAUUUUAUUUUGAGUGUACUUUAUAUAUAAAGUAACACUGCUGUUUCAGUAUACGCUCACUGUACUUGUGUCUUAUAGUUGUCUUGUGCAUCACAGUAAUGCAGAUAUGCAGAGAUACUUAUCUCAGGGGAAGACUAAUUCAUUAAAGUGCUAGGAAGUGCCCAGCACUGACAUGAGCAAAACAAAGUAAUACCAAAGAGUCCAUGUGAGUGGUAAAAUAAUAAUUUAAUUUAGCUUACACUGUAGACUUCAAACUACAUGAACCAUUUGGUGUCUUUGCUUCAGAAUCAUGCAGUGCCAAAUAGUUGGUACAGCAUUGCUUGGUACAGACCAUCUUCCUAUGCUUAAUGUAGGUUGGGUUCUAGCUAGUUUUCCUCUCCCUGUUAUUAAUUAAGCUCAAAUUUCAACAUACGUUAUGACUACAGUCUCUGCCAGCUGGUUGCUUAGGCACUCUAAUUCCUGCAGCAUUUGUUCUGUCAGUAGUUCUUGUUUACAUUCUGUAAUAUGCCCCUUAUGGACCCAAAAUUAGAAGUUUGUCAGAUGCCCAUCUGCUACCUGUGCUAUUGUUUUAUCUGUCCAUUUUGAAGAGGCUGUGUAUUUAGCAAAGUUUAAAAUUUGUCUUAACUGAUACUAGGUACCUCAUUUUCAGAGAAGAAAUAGUAUGGGCAUUUUAUUAAUGCUAAUACAUAAUAAUUUUGUUAAUGACUCUGAAAACAUUUCUUGACAAUUGGCAUCAUGAGAAAGCUAUAUGCAUUUUGUUUAUCCCAGAAAACAUGUAAUGGAUGUACUGCUGAAAUUUAUUGAGACUUGUUAUACAUGACAUGUACAUUCCUAACAAAAGAAAUUGUUUGUGAAUAUAAAAAUGCAUUUCUGACUUUUUAAUUGUCUAACAGUCAUGUUUUAUGAAUCUGUGAUGUAAAUUCAAGGCCAUUUUGCAAUAAAAUAACCUUGUAAUAUAUAUAUAAAAGGCAGUUUUGUUUAGCUUGUACAUGAGAAUGUUUGUAGUGUGUCUUGUCUGCAGAAUGUGAAAGUGUUGAGUUUAAAUUUCUGCUUCAGAAAGAGACUACAUAAAUGUAUGAAAUAUUAAACACUUAUUGUACUGGAAAAUCCUUCAUGGAAAAUAAAUAAUGGAAGCAGUAACUAUAACAAGUCACCCUGUAGAUGAAGCACUGAGUUGUCAGUAGGCAAAUAAACAAGACAGAAUAUUA